This is a messenger RNA of Periophthalmus magnuspinnatus, 5222 nucleotides long. RefSeq names its product SH3-domain kinase binding protein 1 (gene sh3kbp1). Gene Ontology annotation, molecular function: protein binding. NCBI's taxonomy places the organism in Eukaryota, Metazoa, Chordata, Actinopteri, Gobiiformes, Gobiidae. The transcript is spliced from 19 exons. Bases 138 to 1970 code for a protein of 610 amino acids. The record is from RefSeq and is a predicted model, not a curated record.
AGGAAUAUGGUUUCAACGGACGCUCCUCCCGCUGCACCUCCAAAAACCCUCCACUAACAAACGCGAAAGACCCACAGUGAGUCUUUAACAGCACCGUUAUCCACCAGCCUGCAAGAUCACUACACAGAGACACCUCAAUGGUGGAGGCCGUGGUGGAGUUUGACUAUGAGGCGCAGCAGGAUGACGAGCUGAGCCUGAGUGUGGGCGACAUCAUCGUGAACAUCCGCAGGGACGAUGGGGGCUGGUGGGAGGGCGAGCUCCACGGGCGCAGGGGGCUGUUUCCGGACAACUUUGUACGGGAGAUAAAGAAAGAGGGAAAGCGUGACGGAGGGCAGGCUUCAGUUCUUAAAAAUGAGCUGUCCAAUGGUCGGGCCAGUCCUGUAUCCACGGAUACGGGGGUCAGACCAGGAAAGAAAGUGGAGCAGAUCCGUAAGCGCAGGUGUAAAGCGGCCUUCAGUUAUGCUCCACAACAUGAGGACGAGCUGGAGCUGAAGAUUGGAGACAUCAUCGAGAUCAUCACUGAGGUGGAGGAGGGCUGGUGGGAGGGAGUACUGAACGGUAAAACUGGGAUGUUCCCCUCAAACUUCACCAAAGAGAUCGUUCUGGACUCAGACACGCCCUCUAUAGACACGUCACAGGAAGACCUCCGCAGCGGACGCACAAGUGAGAAAAGUAAGGACAGUCCAGGCAGUGAGAGCGACGGAGCCGACAGCCGCUCAGACACAGGCUCAGUGGAGAUUCAGCCCAAGAAGGUUAGAGGUUUUGGUUUCGGUAACAUCUUCAAAGAUCAGCCCAUCAAACUCCGACCGCGAUCGUUAGAAGUGGACACAGAGGCCACGAAGUUGCCCGAGGGGAAAGCAGCCACAGAAACAAUGAAGACCGAACCGGACUGCAAAACAAGAGGGCGGGAGCAGUGUAAAGUCCUAUUCCCGUAUGAAGCACAAAAUGAGGACGAGCUGUCAAUCAAAGAGGGCGAAGUCAUCAACAUCAUCACCAAGGAGUGUGCAGACGCAGGCUGGUGGAUGGGAGAGAUCGGAGGGCGACAAGGAGUUUUUCCAGAUAAUUUUGUCAAGUUGCUAUUGCCAGAAGUAGAGAAAGAGAGACCAAAGAAACCACCUCCUCCCAGCGCUCCCUCGUCUAAAGCCAACACAGAGAAAAAGUCAGAGCUAAAGAAGGUCCCUCCUGAGCGCCCAGAACACCUCCCACACAGAGAGCAGGACAGAGGUGAAGACUUGAAGCCUGGUGACAUUCCCAAGCCCACCCUCCCAUCUGUGUUACCCAAGAAACCCCUACCCCCCAAAACCAGCAACUCCUCCUCCUCCUCCCAUCCUCCGAGACGCCCUGAAAGACCACCCACACUAGCGAGUGAAAGCCCCAAAACUGAGGGCAGAUCUACGACUCCAGACUCCGCCCCUGAUAGGUCACAAGACGCGGAUAUGGAUUUAGAUGCAGUCGUGUCUUCUACAGAUAAACUUAGUCACCCAACGGCAUCACGGCCACGAGUCACAGACAGACGACCCAGGUCCCAAAUCUUCUCACAAUCAUCCCUACCCUCAGCAGAGCUCCUGGAAGCACUAGACGACAGAAAAGACAAAGACAGAGGGAAAGAGGAACCAGAGCCUGUGACUCUGAGGAAAACAAUCCCUGCCCUCUCAGCAGCUGACAGUAAAGCCCCUCUCCCGGUCAAACCCUCGUCUUUAAACCCUCCAAACGCAGUGCUCCGUCCCGUUUCUCCUUCCUCUUCGUCAGGUCUAAGCCCCUCCCCCGAGCUCCGGCACUCCCCUCUGACUCCACCCUCUUUGGAGGAGCUCAGGAGCCAACUGAGAGACCUGAGGGCAUCUGUAGAGAUACUCAAGACCCAACACAGACAGGAGAUGAAGCAGCUGGCCUCCUCUCUGGAUGAGGAGAAGAGGAUUCGUAUUAGUUUACAGAUGGAGGUAGAGCACAUAAAGAAGAGCCUGUUGAAAUGAACCUGGAUUUUCCUGUUUGUCACAUCUGACACUCCUCCUCAGCCAAAAUCAACUUCAGCCAAAAUCUCAGUUUGUGCCAAAUCUUCAUCAACUCCUCCUCUUCCUCCUCCUCCUCUUCUACUGUCACACCUGCCCCAAGAACGCCUUAUCCUCUGUUCAAACGCUUCAUGUUUACUACUACUUACCAUGAGAGCCGCCAACACAAUGGUUAUACGCUGUGUGUUUCAGUUGUUACAUGCAGAGGUGGAGAAUAUUUGGAAAAAUUUUAGAAAAUAGUAAAUUUAACACUGCAGGGCCAAAGUAACAUGACAACGAACGUUAGCUCUGGAUUAGCGCUAGGUUAUUAAAUCAAAUGUGUAAUCAUGUCUGUAUAAUCAUUAUUUUAGUGUCUAGAUCAUUUGACCUUUGACAUAUUAUAUUAAAGAAGACUUGACAAAAUAAACAAAUAGAUGGGUUUAUGAGGGUUUAAACACAUUGGUAAAAGGUGAGAGGAGGGAUGGGAGGAUUGUUGUGUCCUUAGGCAAGACACUUCUCCCACCUUGACUAGAAUUAAUGUUGAAAAUGUAUGAUUGGUGUGAAUAGUGUGAACAGUGCAUAGGGCCUAAUUUAAAUGGGAUAACUAGCUUAAAAAUAUGUCAGAGUGUACAAUUUAAAAAGAAAAAGACUUGUAAUCUAUGUUUUAAAGUAAAGUUCCCAAAAUCCACUAACAGUAUCAAGCCUAAAUCUCCCUAAUCAUAGAAAUGUUUGCAAUUUUCUACUUCCACCUCUGCAUAGAUUGACUGCGUUUCCAUGGUUACAGUCCACAGAGCGACCUCGCUGGUACCACCUCAAAUUAAGUUCUUUUUGCUUUUUUUUUUUUGUUUGUUUUUUUGAAAUAAUGUGAGUUGGACCACUGUAGCCACGGGCGGUUCAGAUGAGCUGUUCUGUGCCCACUCCGAGGCCUUUGACUCUUGAUAUCCACCAUCUGUGAAAGAAAGGAAGUGAAAUUAGACAGGCUUUGUUUACAAAAAGCAAAAGUGGCAGAAAUUUCGUAUUAUAUUUGCAUUAUUAUCAUUAUAACCAUUCCAAACAAGAUGAGUUUUGUAUUUAUUGUAUGAACUAGCUUUGGUGUUUUAAAUGGCUUGUGUCUUAAUGAGGUAGUACAGAAUUUAUUUUUGUGUAAAGGAGAACCAUAUCAAUUGACAUGUGUAUUAUGCAAUUCUGUAUUUUAAGAAUAUCAAUAAUACUCGCUAAGUAAUCGUAUCACAAUAUUAAAUCAUAUAAAUUUCAUUUUAACAUUUGAUUGUAAGAUAGAGGAGGAAAGAGGAAAGUAUGGUGCCACGUCCCAUAGUCUAAAAACAACCUGGUCUAUGCAUUGGUCUAAGAAAAUGACACAUUAUAGAUCAUUGCAUUGUAACUGUACUGUUCAAAAAAGAUGAUUUCAUAUUUGUAAGUUACUUUGACAGUUCACAAAUUCUAUGGGAAAAAAAAUAUCUGGGCUAACUCUAUUGGAAACACUGUAUUAUAUGUUAAAAAUGACUAUACUAACAAAGCGAUAGGCUCCAUGCACAAUAGUUAGUUAGCGCCACUACUCCCUGUUAAAUUUUACAAAUAAACACAAAUAAAAUGAAAACUUCAGCUGAGGACACCUGUAUUUAGAAAGAGAGAAGUCAAAUUGAGCCACUUUCCCUUUAGUGUGAACAAAGCCUGAACAGAAUAUGAAAAUAUGGACCUACUGGACGUUUCUCUUUAAUUUAAUUUUGACAGUGUGUAUGAAGCACCACUGACGCACUGAGCCGAUGUUUCUAUGGUACACUGCAGGCGGAUGAGUCCCAAACAUCAACAGUACUCUGGUUCUUUUAAUGUCUUAAUAGUUUAUUUUAAUAAUAUUUAAUUGGCAGUCAAAUAUUGGACUUUAUAUUGGAGUUAUUUUAAAGUACAAAAAGCACACGGAUUUAACUGAAAAGGAUUAUCGACUAAUCUGGGUGCUAAUGUAACAGGGUAGACUAACAUUUUAACAUGAAUUUUGCCAAAAAAUAAGUUAUGUUUUUGCUGCAAUGAAAAUUAUUGGUGUAGAAUUUCCAAUAAUUUUUGUAGAUCUUUUUGCCUUAAUGUCCUCAAGUUGUAAAUCACAUUAAUCAGGAUUUGUUUUGUUAUUUCCAAAUUUUAUUUUAUUACAGACUGCCCAGGCUAUGCAAAAGCUGUUCUUCUUCCACCAGUAUAGAGUCCUAUCUUUAUGCAGUUUUAAAAGCAUGAUAACAUAGAUACAUUGUGACAUAAUGUGAUGAAGCUAAAGGUGCACUAUGUAACUUUCCUGGUGGGGUCUGCUUUUCUCUAUGUAGAUGUUAUUGCUUUGUCUGACGGCAUUCAGUUUAUCUAUCUCAUAUUUAUCCAGCUAUAUGUUUUUUAGUGCUAAGAAAUACCUUGAAAAACAUGCAUUGUUGCUGUAAGCGGGGGUGACUCUCCACAGAUCUGACCUCUAACUUGUGGAACAUUCAAGGCACAGCAAUAACACAGCAGUAACAAACAAGCAGGUGGCAGACUCUUUACUAGAAAAGUUACAUAGUGCUGCUUUACUGAAGCUGCAUUGCUCGUGUCUGCUUCUGUUCAUUGAUAGUUUAAAGUGUAACUACUGGCCUUUUGCUAAUAAUUGAAUAGAAACUAAUAAACAAAGCCCAUUCUUACAGUGUUUACUUGAUACAACCUUUCUUGCAUUUACAUAUUUUCAAACUCCAGUAUCUAUAUGUUCUAGUUGUGCCCAGUUGAUAUUUGACUGCUCAUUAAAUACCUACUUGAACACAUCUUAUCAACUCACGUGUAGUUUCAUUGCCUUUAUAUAAUUUGCAUAUUUGCACCUCAUAUCCUGUCCCAAGAUUGAACUGAUGUCUUUGUCAACAUUACUCUUUUGGACGAACUUCUUACGACAAUAUUUCGCACAGGGUUUUAAAGGAAUGUAGUCAACAGCAGUUCCUGAUAAGUGAGUGUUUUCUAUCUGUGUAUGCAUGCAUGUACUGAAGAGUGUAUGGCUUCCUUCAAUGUACACAAUCUAUGGCAACCCGUCACUGUGGCCUUCCUGUUUCAGAUGAUUUUAAUUUUGUGGUUUGUUUUUUUAUUUUCUUUUAUAUGACAAUACAACACAAAAUACUGCUACAAAUGAGCUGCAAGACGUUUUUUCUUCUUUGUUGAGUUGGUCCUUUCUCUCCAGGAUAGUGAAAUAUAUAAAUAAAUAUAUACUUUUAUAUUUCAGUGUAAUAAAGAUGCUAUUAUGUACUG